This is a messenger RNA of Chrysochloris asiatica (Cape golden mole), 422 nucleotides long. RefSeq names its product mitochondrial ribosomal protein S6 (gene MRPS6). NCBI's taxonomy places the organism in Eukaryota, Metazoa, Chordata, Mammalia, Afrosoricida, Chrysochloridae. The record is from RefSeq and is a predicted model, not a curated record. The coding region runs from base 45 to 422 and encodes 125 amino acids. Gene Ontology annotation, molecular function: small ribosomal subunit rRNA binding; structural constituent of ribosome. Gene Ontology annotation, cellular component: mitochondrial small ribosomal subunit; ribosome. Gene Ontology annotation, biological process: translation. The transcript has 3 exons.
UUGACAAUCGGUUCGUUCCGGAGCCGCUCGCCUUACGUUCCGGCAUGCCCCGCUACGAGCUGGCUUUGAUCCUGAAAGCCAUGCAGCGGCCAGAGACAGCUGCUGCUUUGAAACGUACGCUAGAAGCCCUGAUGGACAGAGGAGCAAUAGUGAGGAACUUGGAAAACCUGGGCGAGCGAGCGCUUCCUUAUAGGAUCUCUGCCCACAGUCAAAAGCACACAAGAGGAGGGUAUUUCUUGGUGGAUUUUCAUGCACCACCAACAAUUGUUGAGAACAUAAUGGAACACUUGUCUCGAGACAUCGAUGUGAUUAGACGGAAUGUUGUAAAGCACCCACUAACUCAGGAAGUAAAAGAAUGUGAAGGGAUUGUCCCAGUGCCACUGGAAGAAAAAUUAUAUUUCACAAAGAAGAAGAAGAAGUGA